AUGGCGAAGCCAAGCGUACCGUUGUUUCCGGACAGAGCUUCAGGCCCAGCUAUUCAGCUGGGCAACGACACGACGAGUUCUAGCCCAGUUCCUUCCAUGACAGAAGAAAUUUCCGAUCAGACGGCAUCCACGAAUCGACUGAGACCAUACCAAUCCCUUUACACAAAAUCAUGGAGCACACAGUUCGGCCAGCCAUAUACUGCUGGUUUGACCAAGAAUCGUCUCCUGCUCUGGUCUACAAUCACCUUUGCGUUAGGUCUUGUAGCUGCACUUUAUCUCGCCAGAGUUGAGGAUACUCGUCCAUCCUCUCAAGUUUCAUGCCUUGCCUCUAAUAAUAUACCAUUCGUGGUUGAGGGUUCCCAUGGAUGGGAGCAAAAGACUGUGCCCUGGAAUCCAAGACUGAAAUACACGCCUUCUGCAGUAGCAACCCCGCAGACGGCCGAUCAAAUCAAGGCCAUCGUAUCUUGUGGUAUCAGAAACGGAGUGCGAGUCAGUGCCAAAAGUGGAGGCCACAGCUUCGGAUCGUUUGGUUUUGGAGGCGAGGAUGGACACUUGGUUAUCGCCUUGGACCAGCUGAAUGCCGUCACGGUACAUACAGAUGGUACAGCCAGAAUCCAACCUGGUGCUCGGCUGGGACAUGUUGCCACAGAGCUAUACAAGCAGGGGAAAAGGGCAAUACCUCUUGGCACUUGCCCCCGUGUUGGCAUUGCAGGGUUCAUCCUACAUGGGGGAUAUGGCAUGGCCGCGAGGGCGUAUGGCCUCACGCUGGAUUGGUUAAUAGGAGCGACAGUUAUACUGGCAAACGGCACGAGUGUACACUGUUCGGCAACUGAGAAUGCCGAUCUAUUCUGGGCGGUUCGCGGGGCCGGAUCUUCGUUUGGCAUCGUGGCCGAGUUUGAGCUGAAAACAUUUGAGGCGCCUGAAAGCGUCACUCCGUUUGCCAUUGACGUCUUCUGGGGCCAGACACAGGCAGUUGAGGGAUUCGGAAUUUUUCAAGACUUGGCCAUGACAGCACCAAGGGCGCUCAACGCUUGGCUGGCUAUAAGCGGAACGGGCCAGCGAAUUCAAGGUGUAUGGAUGGGAGAUCUCGCCGGCCUUAAUGAUACACUGCGGCCAUUGUUGGGCCGUCUGGGAGUUAAACUAUCAUAUGCAAGCACCAUGAGUUGGAUUGAGGCCCAUGAGUACUUUGCUGAUGGUGAGGAACUCGAGCCAGCAUCUCCGUAUAAUUUGGAUGAAAGGUUGUACGCGACUAGUCUCAUGGUCCAUGCCAUCACGGAAUCUCAGAUAGAGGCCUUCAUGUCCGCAGUCUUUGCCCAUAUGAAUGAUACCUCGGGUCAUCACUCUUGGAGCUUUGAAAUCGCGUUUCACGGAGGAACAUCGUCGGCCAUUGCAGACAUUGACCCAUCCACAACGGCAUAUGCCCAUCGAGAUAAGUUACUUCUUUACCAGUUCUUUGGUGUUGGAACCCCCAGUCAAUAUCCCGAUGAUGGUUUCGCUGUUUUGCAGCGGUUUAGAGAUAGUAUCACGAAUACAUUGGCGGACGGGGACUGGGGAAUGUAUCCAAACUAUAUCGAUACCCAACUAGAUGUAGACACGGCACAGAAACUAUACUGGGGUAAGAACCUGUUGCGGCUACGGAGUAUUAAGGCGGACUUGGACCCCAGACAGGUCUUUUGGAACCCGCACGGUGUGCGUCCUCUAUUGUAG
Metarhizium acridum CQMa 102 is the source of this 1707-nucleotide messenger RNA. RefSeq lists its product as uncharacterized. Gene Ontology annotation, molecular function: oxidoreductase activity; FAD binding. The record is from RefSeq and is a predicted model, not a curated record. Lineage: Eukaryota; Fungi; Ascomycota; Sordariomycetes; Hypocreales; Clavicipitaceae.